This is a messenger RNA of Lingula anatina, 1141 nucleotides long. RefSeq lists its product as uncharacterized. Gene Ontology annotation, biological process: chromatin remodeling. Lineage: Eukaryota; Metazoa; Brachiopoda; Lingulata; Lingulida; Lingulidae. The record is from RefSeq and is a predicted model, not a curated record. Gene Ontology annotation, cellular component: nucleus; Ino80 complex.
CACUUGUUGGAACAACAACUAUGAUGACGUAAAAAUGUACACAUAAAAGUAUGACGAUUACACACUGGGACACAGAGCGUGAUUUGGUGAUUAUAACAUGAUGCCUGUUGCACAAGAUGGUCAAGAUCCUAAUUCAACACCUGAAGUAGACUACAAGCAGAAAUACAGGGUUCUGAAGAGGAAACUUAAGUAUCUGAUUUUUGAACAGGAGUGUUUUACAGAAGAAUUAAGAAAAGCACAAAGGAAACUACUGAAAGUUUCAAGAGAUAAAAGUUUUCUUUUGGACAGACUUCUACAGUAUGAAAAGCUUGAAGACUCCUCUAGUGAGUCAGAAGUAGUGUCCACUGAUGAUGAAGGUGGAGGGAAGGAGGGCAGCAGUAAAAAGAAAAAGUCCAACUCCUCUCUUGGAACAGAGGCCAGUGCUAUGUUAAGUGGUAUGGCAAGUUUGAGUGGUAUAGUGCCCCAGACCUCUCUCAUGGCAUCAUCAUCUUAUUCUGAACCACCAAAGAAAAAAGCAAAAACAGCAAAGAAAGUAGCCAGGCCAGCUCAGACUGGUAAAGGAUCAAAGCCCAGGCAGACGCAAGCACAAAAAGAUAGCACAGCUGCAAAAAAAGAUGAUCAAAAUUUAUCUGGUUCCAUGAGUCGAGAAGAGAUAGAACGGCAUCUUGAUUCCAGACCUGCAAAGCCGUCAUUCAUGGUCAUUGAAAAGCCAUCCUUGAAUAUGCCUUUGGACAUAUUUAGCAAUGAAAAUUCAAAUCCAGACAGUGAGAGUAUGGACACAGAAAAUAGCCGUGACUUAGUUAUUGACACAAAUCCUUGAAGAAAUUGAUCCAAAACCGUUGUAUAAAAGUUAAGGAGUGAUAUUGAGCGUGUAACUGGAUUGAAUUUUUACCAAUGUCAGUUCUUUUGACUAUGGCAAUGACUGGACACUUUGGAGACUACAUUAGCAGAGGUCAUAAUGUUAAUUUAAGUAAAGAAAAGUACCAAGCGUUGACCAUUUUAUCAGAAUUGUGGAUAAGGUUGUGAUGUUUCAGCUCCAUAUCCAAUUCAUCUCAGUCUUUAGUUUAAAGGUAUCACAAAUUGUAUGAUGCAUUCAGGUCAAAAUUAUGGAAAUAUAAAUUUUUUCAUCAUUUUCAUUUAU